Hylaeus anthracinus is the source of this 2762-nucleotide messenger RNA. It is a transcript of the gene Su(var)2-10, whose product is annotated as E3 SUMO-protein ligase PIAS2. Bases 671 to 2365 code for a protein of 564 amino acids. The transcript has 10 exons. Gene Ontology annotation, biological process: protein sumoylation; regulation of transcription by RNA polymerase II. NCBI's taxonomy places the organism in Eukaryota, Metazoa, Arthropoda, Insecta, Hymenoptera, Colletidae. Gene Ontology annotation, molecular function: transcription coregulator activity; SUMO ligase activity; zinc ion binding. The record is from RefSeq and is a predicted model, not a curated record.
GUUGUAACAUAUAUAAAUAAAACAGAAGAUUCGUUGUAAUAUUUAUACAUUGCUUUCUAUUUUCAAAAGUGAAUGCUUCAGUGUUAAAUUGCACGAUAUUCUCAUAGUCUACCACGAGUGUAUGUAAAUAAGUGUACUUAGUUGUAAAAAAAAUGUAUAUGGGUUGGACAUUCGCAAUCUAAUAGAUGAAACAUGACCAGACUUUCAUGUGAAACGUGAGUAUUUAGUUUAAUGCUCCGUUUUGAGACACAUCAGAUAUCGGAAAAAAUAUUUCGAUUUUGUUAAUUUUGUCGAAUUACACGAAUUCAAGUCCGGCUACAAAUCAAGUGUAGGCAGCCAUCUUGGAAAAUCCCUUUUCGCAUUUCGAACGAACAAAGUGUCAAAUAUCGAUAAUUAAUUUAUCGUAUGGGGUUGAAGUGAAAAUUUUCACGAGAAUUGAGUUUUGUAAGGAAACCCGGAUUUUUCAGUGUGAUCCCGAAAGUAGAACGUGAAAAUCAAUUUCGCGCCACUAAUCAGUAUUAUUCAAUAGCCAAGUUUAAAAACCAAGAAAAAUAUAGAGACGUGCUCCGAUACAAAACAAUUCGAAUAAGACACGUGUAGGAGAAUUUUUCUAUUGAAAGUUGGAAAUAAUAUAGGCAAAACGGCUUCGCAAAAAAAAUCGUCUAGGAAGAUGGCGGAGUCCAAAGAAUUAGAGAAUAUGGUAUUGAGUUUUCGAGUGUCUGAACUUCAGAUGCUUCUUGGUUUUGCUGGUAGAAAUAAAUCAGGUAGAAAAACCGAAUUACAAACACGUGCACUAGAAUUGUUACGUUUGAGAUCUCAUCCAGUACAGCUCAAAAUACGUGAACUAUAUAAAAGCAUACAAGCUGAUCAAUUGGCUGCUCACCAAAUGUACGGUCAAACAGGUGGUUCUGGAGAACCACAAAUUGAUCAAAACAUGCAUUCCAGAAAUUAUUAUACAAGACAAGCUAUCAGUCAGCAACAACAGUCACAGUCCUCAGUUUCCAGUGGAAAAGAGUUGCCACCAGCUCAUCAAGCAUCUUUACCUCAAUCUCCUAGAGCUAAUCCUGUAUAUCAGAACACAGGAUAUACUAGUGUAACACCACAACAGACAACAAGUGUAGGUUACAGUCCAUAUCCAUAUCCACCAAAAGUUUUACCAUCUCCAUUACAAAUACAGCCUCGGAGUCAGUAUCCUGUUCAUCCAGAUGUCAGACUUAAAAAACUUCCAUUUUUCGAUUUGUUGGGUGAAUUGUUGAAACCGUCUAGUUUAAUGCCCCAAGGCUCUCUAAGACUUCAAGAGAAUACGUUUAUGUUUCAUUUAACACCACAACAGUCAACAGACAUAGCCAGUUCGCGAGAUUGUCGCGCUGGAAGUAAAAUGGAUUAUACUGUACAGGUGCAAAUGAGAUUUUGUUUACAAGAAACUUCAUGUGAACAAGAAGAUUGUUUUCCUCCUAGUAUUGCAGUGAAAGUUAAUGGAAAAUUAUGUCCCUUACCCAAUCCAAUUCCUACAAACAAACCAGGGGUAGAGCCAAAGAGGCCUCCAAGGCCUGUCAACAUUAGUCAUUUAGUAAAGUUAUCUCCUACCGUAGCAAAUCAAAUUCACGUCACAUGGUCGGCCGACUAUGGAAGGCGAUAUGCAAUCGCCAUAUACCUAGUUAGAAAACUUUCUAGCGCUAAGUUACUGGCGAGAUUAAAAAGUAAAGGUGUACGACAUUCGGAUUACACAAGAGGUUUAAUUAAGGAAAAGCUUAAUGAAGAUGCAGACAGUGAAAUAGCGACUACGUCUCUUAGGGUGUCGUUAGCGUGUCCAUUAGGGAAAAUGCGAAUGGCUACACCAUGUCGUGCAUCGACGUGUUCGCAUUUGCAAUGUUUUGACGCAUCGCUGUUUCUACAAAUGAACGAAAGAAAACCCACGUGGAAUUGUCCAGUUUGUGAUAAAGCGGCACUGUACGAUACUCUGGUUAUAGAUGGAUAUUUUCAGGAAGUUUUAAAUUCCAAAAAAUUAUUACCAGAUGUAAAUGAAAUUCAGCUGUUGCAAGAUGGAUCAUGGGAGAAUUUGGUUUUGAAGAAAGAGAAAGAUAAAGACAAAACUGAAACGAAAGUGAUAACGAAUACGCAGGAUCGCAAAAUCGAUGUGGACACUGUAGACCUCGAUGAAAGCAAUCCUACACCUCCAAAGGAGAAGAAACGAGCCGUUGUCAUUGAUUUAAUUUCAGAUAGUGACGAUGACUAUGAAAAUACCACACCUACGCAAAGUACAAAAAAAUUGGCUAGUGGUACAUCUUCACCAAAAAAAUCACAAGCCAGCUCUAUUAGUAGUACAAGUGAAUCGCCGGAGUUAAUGAUAAUUGAUUUAGAAUAACAUGUUUUUUUAUUAUCUCUUUACUAUAAAAUUGCUAAAUUUUGUAUUAUUAUAUGAGUCUUAUAGAACUAAAACCAAAUGAAGUUUAUUAGUUCUUUAAUUCACAAAAAAGAAAACUAUUAUUAUAAGUAUUAAUAUAAGCAAAUUCAUGAUGUUUUUACUUUUGGUACUUAAAAACAGACAAAAAAUGAAGAAUAGAAUUCGUUAAUCAUUUCAAUAGAAAGCAUUCCUUUGCAUCAUUAAUACAUGUACAGUCCAUUUAUCAUUUCAGUUUGCAGAAGAAAAAUAACAAGAUCAGGUUAGGUGUAAUGAAUAUUUUCAUACAAUUUUGUAGUAUCAUAACAAGACCAUUGUGUAGUUUUAUUUAAUCGAAUAAAGUAAUUUUUUUUAUUUUGUA